This is a messenger RNA of Acanthosepion pharaonis, 909 nucleotides long. Lineage: Eukaryota; Metazoa; Mollusca; Cephalopoda; Sepiida; Sepiidae. The record is from the annotation of a GenBank genome assembly.
AUGUUUCUGUCUUUUUAUAUUUCCUGUAUACAUCAAUCUUUUUCUAUUAUCUAUCUAUCUAUCUAUCUAUCUAUCUAUCUAUCUCUAUCUAUCUCUGUAUGUUUCUGUCUUUUAUAUUUUCUGAUAUACAUCAAUCUUUUCUAUCUAUCUAUCUAUCUAUCUAUCUAUCUAUCUAUCUAUCUAUCUCUGUAUGUUUCUGUUUUUAUUUCUGUACAUCAAUCUUUUUUAUCUAUAUCUAUCUAUCUAUCUAUCUAUCUAUCUAUCUAUCUAUCUCUGUGUUUCUGUUUUUAUAUUUCUGAUAUACAUCAAUUUUUCUAUCUAUCUAUCUAUCUAUCUAUCUAUCUAUCUAUCUAUCUAUCUAUCUAUCUAUCUAUCUAUAUCUAUCUCAAUAUGUUUCUGUCUUUUAUAUUUCCUGAUACAUCAAUCUUUUCUUAUCUAUCUAUCUAUCUAUCUAUCUAUCUAUCUAUCUAUCUAUCUAUCUAUCUCUAUCAAUCUUUUCUAUAUCUAUAUUUAUAUCUAUCUCUGUAUCCAUCAUAUCCUAUCUAUCUAUCUAUCUAUCUCUAUCUUGUUUUCUAUCUUUUCUAUCUAUCUAUCUAUCUAUCUAUCUAUCUAUCUAUCUAUCUAUCUAUCUCUGUAUGUUUCUGUCUUUUUAAAUUCCUGAUAUACAUCAAUCUUUUAUCAAAUCUAUCUAUCUAUCUAUCUAUCUAUCUAUCUCUGUAUGUCUUUUUUUUAUGGACUAUUAUUCAAUCUAUCUAUCUAUCUAUCUCUAUCUGUCUGUCUAUCUAUCUAUCUCCUGAUCUUUUUAUAUUUCUGUAUUCAUCUUUUCUAUCUUCUAUCUAUCUAUCUAUCUAUCUAUCUAUCUAUCUAUCUAUCUAUCUCUGUAUGUUUCUGUCUUUUUUAUAUUUCUGA